Messenger RNA from Aphanomyces astaci, 967 nucleotides. RefSeq lists its product as hypothetical. The record is from RefSeq and is a predicted model, not a curated record. The transcript has a single exon. NCBI's taxonomy places the organism in Eukaryota, Oomycota, Saprolegniomycetes, Saprolegniales, Verrucalvaceae. The coding region runs from base 43 to 768 and encodes 241 amino acids.
AUUGACCAAACACCUAGCGGUGAAGGUCGCGAAUGAGGUAUAAUGAUCAGGUGCACUACAAUUAAAUUGGCCACAAACGGCAUGGCCAGACAUUCGCUCCCACCCCAUCUCGCCCACAAGUCUGCGUUGGCCUUCGUUCUCACGGAAGACGACUCGGCAUAUGCGUGUGUCCAGGCCAUCCGCCAAGCCCACGACAGGAGUUUCGAUCGGUGGCCGCCGCACAUCAACCUCGUGUAUCCGUUCCUGGCCACCCCCAGUGCCAACAUCGACGACAUCCUCGCUCGCGUGGCCAUUGCCGUCCACGACGUCCCAGCUGUGUCAGCGACGUUUCCAGCCGUGCAGCACUUCACCCACUCCAAGAAAUCGGCCACGCUCUUCUUGGAACCCGACGCGGUGUCCACGCGACCGCAGUUGCAGUCCAUUCAAGCGGCAUUGCAAGCCGCCUUCCCCGAGUGCAAUCACGACACCCGUCCGUUCGUGCCGCACCUUUCGCUCGGUCAAACUGCCGGAGGAGCGUCCGGUAUCAAGGCGUUGACCCACCAAAUGGAAUCGUCGCUUCGAGAAGCAUGCUCUAGUCCGCCAGACAAAGGCCGCAACUUUUUUGAUGACAUGGCAGCUGCCGCCAUGACGUCCAACGCGCACGUCGAUCCCUUUGUUGACGAGCCUGCCGCGUGGACCCUGCCCUGGACCAUUGGUCGUGUGGUGGUGUUGGAGCGACGGGGAUUCGACGACCCAUUUGAAAUUGUCGGCCAAAUUGCCCUGAAAUAAGCCUGUUUACUAUCCGCAAUAAUCUUACAACACAUGAUCAGUUCGUUGUUCACAGAUUCUUUUCAGCGACGCUCCGCUCGACUUUGCCAUCACUGUGGUUGUCCCUGGUGUCGAUGCUGAUGAUAUAGGGUCACUAGAAUCCAAUUGCACGUUCUCGCUUAGACUACCUUUUUCUAAACCCAGUACAGUACUGAUCGAC